GUUCAGCAAAAAGUAACCUUACUUUAGCUAUAAAAGCAAACUCUAUUCCUAUCAUAAAUGUUUUUAUUAUUACCACUGAUACCAUCAUGAAAACAAACAUUAGUAUUAUUACUAGCAUCACUACUACUGAAUCAACUACUUAUACUACUAUGGAUACUAUUAAUACUAUUAUUAACAUCAACACUAUCACUUAA
Funneliformis geosporum is the source of this 194-nucleotide messenger RNA. NCBI's taxonomy places the organism in Eukaryota, Fungi, Glomeromycota, Glomeromycetes, Glomerales, Glomeraceae. The record is from the annotation of a GenBank genome assembly.